AUGGCUGCUGAAAUUUCGAAAUUGAUUGGAUAUGAACUCCCUGACCGUCCUGUGUCAUGGCUGAAGCGGGAUCUUAUUCUGUAUGCACUUGGGAUUGGGGCAAAGGAUGACAGCGAUGAUCUCUCGUUUAUUUAUGACCCUAAUUUUUCCGCAUUCCCCACGUACCCUGUGGUUUUGACCUUCAAAGGUGACAGCCAGGAGCUAAAUCUAUUUGCGGAGACGAUGAAGUCGAGCGCGCUUCCUGGAUUGCCCCCAGUAGACCUGGGUAAAUCUGUCCAUGGCUCCCAGUCCAUUGAAAUACUCAAGCCUCUGCCUCUUGCAAGUGGCCCUGGAUGGAAGUGGAAGACAAAGUACACUGGUGUCUCGGAGAACAAAAGUGGUGUUGUCAUCACCAAUGAAAAUCUUCUCGUUGAUCCUCAGGGGGUCCCCUAUGCUAGACUCUACAGCUCGUCCUUCAACAUCGGAAUGAAGAUUACUGGACAGAAGUUUGCUAAAGUGAUUGCUGGUCCUCCGCAAGCAAAACCCAUCCCAAAAGACAGGAAAGCUGAUUGGGUGGUGAGGCAACAGAGUGCUCCUGAUCAAGCUCUCUUAUACCGACUUUCUGGGGAUUAUAACCCUCUUCACAUUGACCCUCAAGUGGGGCGCGCAGCCGGAUUUGGCGGCACAAUCCUCCAUGGUCUGGCAACCUUUGGCUUUGCAGCCCGCGCACUUCUGAAUGCUAUUGCAUAUAACGAGCCAGAAUCACUCAAAUUCUUCGGCGUAAGGUUCACUUCACCUGUAAAGCCUGGUGAUGUUCUUGAGACGCAUGCUUGGGAAGUGGGACCUGGCCCGGACGGCACUAUUGAAGUGGCGUUUGUCACAAAGAAUCUUACAAGUGGAAAGGAUGCACUUGGGGGUGGCAUUGCAUACAUCACGAAAGCUCAGGCUAUCCUAGCCGCGUUGUAG
This is a messenger RNA of Lentinula edodes (shiitake mushroom), 945 nucleotides long. RefSeq names its product peroxisomal dehydratase. Gene Ontology annotation, cellular component: peroxisome. Bases 1 to 945 code for a protein of 314 amino acids. The transcript is spliced from 8 exons. NCBI's taxonomy places the organism in Eukaryota, Fungi, Basidiomycota, Agaricomycetes, Agaricales, Omphalotaceae. The record is from RefSeq and is a predicted model, not a curated record.